Molecule: messenger RNA, 877 nt
Organism: Anneissia japonica
Lineage: Eukaryota; Metazoa; Echinodermata; Crinoidea; Comatulida; Comatulidae
Product: synaptotagmin-14-like
Exons: 5
Source: RefSeq, a predicted model, not a curated record
AUUUUGCACUUCCUGAUGAGGCUAUUGUGUUCCUCACCAUAGUGGUCAUUCUUCUACUGCUGGUCAUCAUGUUUUUCUUGUACCUAAGUAAAGCGCUAUGCUUCUCAAACUGUGGUGGGUGCCCAUGCAUGGAGGAAGGGAAAAAGCCAAGAGAAAAGAAACAACGCUUAGAAGGAAGUUAUGGUUACGAUGAAGAUGAAUCAUCAUCAGACAGUGAUGAUGAGAUGUUAUUGAAAUACCAGCAGUCCUUGAGUAUCGGUCGACUUUCGCGUCAGCCUAGCGUAAGCGGUUAUAAAAAGAAGUCUGUAGCAGCUGCAUCUCGUGCGCCCUCUGAAAGUUCCAGUUUUAAAAGUAUUCGUUAUAAAGCUUCAGGGUCCUUGAUGUAUGCACCAGGUACAAUAAUAAGAGGCAUAACUGAAGAUGUAAGAUUUAUAGAGGAACACUCUCACCAGGAGAGGUUCGAACCAUACAAAAUUUGGCAAGUCGAGUGGCCGAGCAGUAAGGCAGCCGCUCCUUCCCAGGGUUCGGUUUGUAGAAUAGUCACGGACCACGCCCAUACACAAUUAAUCACCAUGAAGCUGCAAGUUAUGGUUAUUCUUCUACCUUUACCUUUAAUAAGCAAAUACAGAUACAUAAAAGUUACAAUUAUCAAAAUAUUCCAACAUAUUAUCAACUGAAAAUAUUAUUGUAUUUUAAAUAAUUAUAAAUAUCAAAUAAAAACAGAACAAAUGAAUACAUACUGAAAACAUAAAUAGUAAUGCACUAGAUUACUAAGGUAACUAUUCUGCUACUGACAAAAAAAGACAUGUAUAAAGUUAUACCAGAAGUAAACACUUUUAAGAUAGUUAGCCAAACUAUUGAAGAUUUGAUUGCCAAC